UAGGCGGGUGUCGGAGCGCGGGGAGGCCACUCCGCGCGUUGUGGCCGUACGCGCUGUCCUCUGCGGGCCUCGACCCCACACCCGUCACUGCUGUGGCUGCCGCCAUGAGCCCCGUGGCGCCCACUACACAGGAGGCGUUGGAGACCGCGGGCCGCAUCAUCGACCGGCAGAUCCAGGAUGACCGCUGUUACCCAGACCUCUCCGAGCUGCUGGCGGUGCCGGCGCCUGGUAACCCUACUGUUUCUGGUAUGGCAGAUAUGGAUUAUCCUUUGCAAGGACCAGGUUUGCUGUCAAUACCUAAUCUUCCAGAAAUCAGCUCAGUUCGCAGAGUUCCACUUCCCCCAGAGCUAGUGGAACAAUUUGGACAUAUGCAGUGCAAUUGUAUGAUGGGGGUAUUUCCAGAAAUCAGCAGAGCUUGGCUGACCAUUGACAGUGAUAUCUUUAUGUGGAACUAUGAAGAUGGGGGAGAUCUGGUAUAUUUUGAUGGCCUUAGUGAAACUAUUCUUGCAGUGGGUCUUGCAAAGCCAAAGGAAGGCAUCUUCCAGCCUCAUGUACGGCACUUGCUUGUUCUGGCUACCCCUGUGGACAUUGUGAUUUUAGGGCUCAGCUAUGCUAAUAUACAAGCAGGUACUGGAUCACUCAAUGACAGUAUGUCUGGUGGCAUGCAGCUGCUGCCAGAUCCUCUCUAUUCUCUUCCUACUGACAAUACAUACAUUCAGGCGAUAACAUCUACUGAUAAUGGGCGUAUCUUUUUGGCUGGAAAAGAUGGCUGCCUAUACGAAGUAGCAUACCAGGCUGAAGCAGGCUGGUUCAGCCAGCGCUGUAGAAAAAUUAAUCAUUCAAGGAGCAUGCUGUCUUUCCUCGUUCCUUCAUUUUUACAGUUCACUUUUUCACAAGAUGAUCCUGUAGUUCAAAUUGCCAUUGACAACUCCCGAAAUAUCUUAUACACCCGCUCAGAAAAAGGAGUGCUGCAAGUUUACGAUCUUGGGCAAGAUGGUGAAGGAAUGACCAGAGUUACUUCUCUUCCACAAAAUGCUGUAGUUGCUGCUGCUGGGAGUAUUGCCAGAACAAUAGACCGUUCUGUAUUCAAGCCUAUUGUUCAAAUAGCAGUGAUAGAAAAUUCUGAAUCCAUAGACUGCCAACUACUGGCCAUCACACAUGCAGGUGUCCGACUGUAUUUCAGUACUUCACAAUUUAAGCAUCCAACAGCUCGCCCUUCCAUGUUAACCUUGGUUCAUGUCCGUUUGCCACCUGGGUUUUCAGCUUCUUCUAAUGUGGAGAAGCCUGCAAAAGUUCACAGAGCUCUUUAUAGCAAAGGGGUCCUGCUGAUGGCAGCUUCAGAGAAUGAGGAUAAUGACAUCCUGUGGUGUAUCAACCAUGAUUCUUUUCCAUUUCAAAAGCCAAUGAUGGAAACGCAGAUGACCACACGUGUUGAUGGACAUUCCUGGGCUCUUUCGGCUAUUGACGAAUUCAAACUUCAGAAGAUUGUAACACCACUAAAUAAAGACAUUAUUCCAAUAACUGAUUCACCUGUUGUUGUGCAGCAACACAUGCUGCCACCUAAGAAGUUCAUUGUGCUUUCUGCCCAGGGGAGCUUUAUGUUUCAUAAACUCAGACCUGUUGAUCAGUUGCGGCAUCUGCUUGUUAGCAACGUAGGUGGAGAUGGAGAAGAGAUUGAAAGAUUUUUCAAGUUACAUCAGGAGGAUCAGGCCUGUGCCACUUGCCUUAUCUUGGCGUGUUCUAAUGCUGCAUGUGAUAGAGAAGUGUCUGCAUGGGCUACUCGAGCAUUCUUCAGGUAUGGUGGAGAAGCACAAAUGAGGUUUGCAUCAGCUCUGCCUCCUCCAAUCAAUGUUGGAUCUCUUUUGGGUUCUCCAGUUGCUGCCAGCACCCCAGGGAUUGUUCCUCAGUCUCCUCCCAGCUAUUUGGGAACAUCUGGGCUAGAUCUUCCUGUUAGUUCAUCAUCCCCCAUGAUGAUGGGUCCUGAGAUAGUAUUUUCUGGAAGACACAAUGGCAUCUGCAUAUACUUUGCUCGGAUUAUAGGGAAUAUUUGGGAUGGCACUAUAGUUGUGGAGAGAGUUUUCAAAAGUGACAACCGAAAAGUUGUUGCAGUAGAAAGCAGUGUUCCGUCCCAUGUGCUGGAAUGUGUAUUAAAAGAACUAAAAGGUUUACAAGAAUUUCUGUCUAGAAAUUCACAGUUUGCUACAGUAGGAGCACUAGGAAACCCAAGUUUCAGUGCACCGUCCAAUCUGCAACAGAGGCUCCUGGGUUUCAUGCGGCCUGAUGGUGGAAGUUCUCAGCAAGUCCAGCAAGAUCUCCAGAGGAAAUACCAUGCUGAGGCACAGCUAACUGAGAAGACCUCACUUGAAGGCAUCCAGCAGCUUGUUCAUAAGACCUGCCAGGCUUUGGCUUUAUGGAAGUUGUUGUGUGAGCACCAGUUCAAUGUUGUUGUGGGUGAACUUCAGAAGGAACUUCAAGAACAGCUGAAGAUCACUGCUUUCAAAGACUUGGUUAUUAGAGACAGAGAGUUGACAGGGGCACUCAUAGCUUCUCUUAUAAACUGUUACAUCAGAGAUAAUGCUGCUGUGGAUGGCAUCAUUGCCCAUUUGCAAGAUAUCUGUCCUCUUCUUUAUAGCACUGAUGAUGCUGUGUGUUCCAAGGCAAAUGAACUACUUCAGCGAUCUCGACAGGCUCAGAGCAAGCUGGAAAAAGAAAAGAUGCUAAGAGAAUCCCUCAAAGAAUACCAGAAGAUCAGCAACCAAGUAGACCUUGCUAAUGUUUGUGCACAGUAUAGGCAAGUACGCUUCUAUGAGGGAGUAGUUGAACUCUCCCUUACAGCUGCUGAGAAGAAAGAUCCUCAGGGUCUUGGCCUUCAUUUUUAUAAAAAUGGAGAACCAGAAGAGGAUCUUGUUGGACUCCAGGCUUUUCAAGAGAGAUUGAACAGCUACAAGUGUAUCACUGACACCCUUCAAGAGUUAGUGAAUCAGAGUAAAGCUGCUCCUCAGUCUCCCAGUGUACCCAAAAAGCCAGGUCCUCCAGUGCUGUCAUCAGACCCAAACAUGCUAAGCAACGAAGAAGCAGGGCAUCAUUUUGAACAAAUGCUGAAGCUGGCUCAGCGUUCAACAGAUGAACUCUUCAGUAUUGCACUUUACAACUGGUUGAUACAAGCUGACUUGGCAGACAAACUGUUACAGGUUACUUCACCCUUUUUGGAACCCUACCUUGUCCGGAUGACCAAGAUUGACCAAAACAAAGUCCGUUACAUGGAUUUAUUGUGGAGAUACUUUGAGAAGAACAGAAAUUUUAGUAAUGCAGCCAGAAUCUUGGCUAAGUUGGCUGACCUGCAUAGCACAGAAAUUUCACUUCAGCAGCGUCUCGAAUACAUAGCACGUGCCAUUUUGAGUGCCAAAAGUUCCACUGCCAUAUCCUCUAUUGCUGCAGAUGGUGAAUUCCUACAUGAACUAGAAGAGAAAAUGGAAGUUGCAAGAAUCCAGCUUCAAAUACAAGAAACCUUACAACAGCAGUAUUCACAUCAUUCUUCAGUGCAAGAUGCCAUUUCCCAACUUGAUGCUGAGCUGAUGGAUAUAACCAAGCUAUAUGGAGAAUUUGCUGACCCUUUUAAGCUCUCAGAGUGUAAGCUUGCCAUAAUACAUUGUGCUGGUCAUUCUGAUCCUAUCUUGGUGCAAACGCUCUGGCAAGAAAUCAUUGAGAAAGAGUUGAGCGAUAGUGUGUGUCUGAGCCCUGCUGACAGAAUGCAAGCGCUUAGUCUGAAGAUGAUACUGCUUGGAAAGGUUUAUGCUGGCACACCUCGUUACUUUCCUUUAGAUUUCUUAGUGCAGUUUCUAGAGCAACACGUCUGCACUUUGAACUGGGAUGUAGGUUUUGUAACACACACCAUGCAAGAAAUUGGAAUGCCAUUGCAUAGACUACUAGAAGUAUACGACCAGUUGUUUAAAGCACGGGACCCAUACUGGACUCGGAUGAAAAAGCCUUUGCACCUUUUAGAGUGUAUUCAUGUAUUAUUAUCAGGAUACGUACGUGAUCCCAGCAGAGUACCUCAGAGGCGACAGUUCACAAAUGCUUGCUUGGAUGCUAUAAGUUGCUACUUGGUUGAGCUUCAGUCUCUGAGCCCAACGCUAGCAGUGCAGACUAAUAUUGGCAACUUUAAAUCACUACAGGCUAAAUUAGAACGGCUUCACUGAUUGACAAAUAGAAUCAUUAGCUUAAAGAAAAUGAAUUACAACAUGGAAGAUCAUAUGCUGGUGCUGAAUCUCUGGAAGAAGAACUCCUCAAAAUAAUUUUUUUUAUAUUCUUCUGCAUACCAAUUGUGUGGCCUAUGUUCAUGCUGUUUUGAAAGUAUCUACAGAUUGUAGAAUGUAAAUGUGACUAAUGGAGUUCCCUUAAAUACUACCAAAUUUUUAAAAAAUAGAAACCUUCUUUUCUACUAUUGAAAUAAACUUCAUUGUGUGAUCUUUCCCUGAA
Molecule: messenger RNA, 4479 nt
Organism: Pogoniulus pusillus (Red-fronted tinkerbird)
Lineage: Eukaryota; Metazoa; Chordata; Aves; Piciformes; Lybiidae
Gene: NUP155
Product: nucleoporin 155
Exons: 35
Coding region: 105-4199 (1364 amino acids)
Biological process (GO): RNA export from nucleus; protein import into nucleus; protein localization to nuclear inner membrane
Cellular component (GO): nuclear pore; nuclear pore inner ring
Molecular function (GO): protein binding; structural constituent of nuclear pore
Source: RefSeq, a predicted model, not a curated record